AUGGAUGAUACAAAUGAUAACAAAUCGUUGACAACGUCAGGAUCAUCGACACCCGAAACACAAAAUUUAAUGAUUGAAGAUGAUAUCAGCGAUACAAGUAGUACGAGCAGUAUUUGCGACCUAACAACAUCACAACAACAAGUAAUUAAUAGUUUUAUGACAUCAAACCAAAUCGCAUCAACCCCAACAGCAACAAGCAACACAUCGCCAUCAAUCAUUGCAACAACAUUUAAUAAAAUUAAUCCAAUUGUAAAUAGUAAAUCAAAUAGCAGUGGUUCAUUAAUAAGCGGAUCAAAGGAAGAUAAAAAACCUAGACCAAAAAUAGAGACUAUGAUAAUAGCAGCAAAGAGUGGAAAUGUUGUAUUUUUAACCAAUUCAUUAAAGACUAAACCAAUUAUACCGUUGACAGUGGUACUAAGAAAAAAGAAUACAUUCCUUCAUAUAGCAUGCAAAUCGUUAAAGUUAGUCUCAGUAAACUAUAUUUUGCAACAAACCAAGUCUGAAUUGGUCAAUUUUCAAAACGAAAAAAUGAAGACUCCAUUUUUUAUUUGUUGUGAAAAGGCAUUCUUUAGAGCAGCAACUCAACUUUUAGAAAAUGGUGCAUCACCCAUACUAUCAAAUCUUCAAAAGUGGACACCUCUACAUAAACUAUGUUCAUUGGAACUUAAAAAAGAACUCUACAGUUCAAACAUCGACUCAAUUAUUGGUUACGCGCCAAAUCCUAGCGAUUCAUUAUUAGAAUUGGUUCAAAAAAUAUUUGUUUCCAUCGAAAAAUAUAAUCAAGUUUCAAAACCUGGCCAAACUGUCUCUAUUAUCAACGCAAAGACAAGUCAUAACCAAACACCUUUACAUCUAUCCUUAAUUAGUGGCAAUAUUAGUUUAUCAAAAUAUUUAAUGACCCAAUCAACACCAGAAUCACUUAAAAUUAAAGAUACAAACGGCAAUACACCAUUUCAUAUUUUAGCAUACUUAUAUAAUAGUAGAGUUGCACCAAUAUGUGAAGGUAUAUUAAAAAUAUUAUCAGAAAAUUUAGAUGGCGAACAAUUACAAGACUACAUUGAUGAUGUAAACAACUCAAUGGCAUCAGCAUUACAAAUAUCAAUGAAAAACAAUCAUAUGGCCCUAAGUAAAUUAAUUGUAAAAUAUAGAGCACAGGCAGAGUCUAAAAUAUUAGAGGUUUUCUUUAAGCAAUUGGGCAGCUGCGAUUCAAGCGAAGCAACCAAACUCCCAUUAGAAUCAAUUAUAUAUAACGAUGAUUUUAGAAAUUCAACAUUCGGUAAACUUAUCAAAAGAAUUAUUGUUAUCAUUAAGCAACACUAUGCAAUCAACAUGUCACAUCAAAAUGCAAAUAUUCUUUUAAAAAGAGCAAAAGAUACAUUAUCAAGAUUAUUCAGUUGGUUGGAUGAUAAUAUUCAAGAUCAUCAAUAUUUAAAACAAUAUAAAGAGUUAAUCUAUACACAAAUUUAUGAUACAAUAAUACAUUUAUAUCAAGAAACUAACAAAUCAAAAGAUUUAUUAUUUCAACAAAGAGUUAAUAUGUUUAAAAAUAUUGAAUAUAGGGAGUUAGAUAUUUCAGAACACAGCUGGGAACAAAACGUAAAUUUAUUACCAAAGGCAUUAGAAAUUAUUAAUCAGUUACAAAAUAAAAAGACACCAUCAGAAAAAAUCAACUGUUUAAAUGAAGCUACUAGCCAGAUUAGUAGAACUGAUGCAAAUGAUUUAACACCAAUGUUCAUGUAUUUAUUAAUAAAGUCCCAAGUUGAGGCCAUUCAAUCACAGUUUCAAUUUAUGAACGAUUUUAAAGAAACUCCAGAACAAGAGCAAUAUUUGGUAUUACUUCAAGGUUCAUUGGAUUAUUUAGAUACCCUAAAUGUAACUUUAAGAAACUCUCAAAAUCAAGUAAUGUCACUAAGCGGUAUAGUCGAGAGAACUAUUGAUAAUUUAUUGUCACUUUUGGACGAGUUUCAAAAUCAACCCUCAUUUAAUGGUGCAGAUCAAAUCGUAGAUGAUAUUGACGAGGGUAUUCAAAUUGGUGAUGAAAUCAUCUUGUUAUUAAUGUUGCUUUCAAAACUUUCAAAUCGUUCCUCUAAUGAACCCAUCUAUUUACCUUUAAAAUGGUGCAAACCAGUUUUAGAAGCUUACCAUUUCAGAGCCAUCAUUGAAAGAUUGGGUCUUCGUUUAGAAUCUGAUGAAUCAUUAUUAAUUAAAAGUCAUAAUAGCAAUAUAGUAUUUAAUAAUAAUAGUCCAUUGGCAAAUAAGGUUUUAAAUGUAAAUAGCAAUAUAACCAGCAAUACCAUUUCAUUGGAACCUAUGUUACCAUCUUCACCAACAAAAAACUCAAACUCUAUUCAGUCCUCUCAAUCCUCACCAUCAUUAUUAACUCUUAGUGAUUUAUCAAACGAAAUUUGUAAUAUAAAUAUUAAUAAUAAUAAUAAUAAUAAUAAUAAUAAUAAUAAUAAUAAUAAUAAUAGUAGUAACAAUAUAAAUAAUACCACUACCACUAUUAUAACUACUACAACUACUCAGACUAAAACUAUAAACUAUAAUAAUUUACCAGCAGGUUAUAUAUGUCAUAAAAAAGGUGAAAUUUGUAUAUUACUUGAACAUCCUUACCCACAAAUGGUUUAUCAGAUAAUAGAAGAAAAAAUUAGAGAAGUUGUAUUACCCAAAAUUCAAAAUAAAUAAUAAGUAAUCAAAUAAUAAAAAUAAUAUAAUAAUAUAAUAACAGCAAUAUAAAUAAUAAAUAAUAACUAUAAAAGACCAUCUCAAUAAAAAUUUUGUAAAACUAUAUUAUAAAAUAUAUAAUAUUAUAUCCAAAAUU
Messenger RNA from Dictyostelium purpureum, 2821 nucleotides. RefSeq lists its product as uncharacterized. Gene Ontology annotation, molecular function: protein binding. The coding region runs from base 1 to 2685 and encodes 894 amino acids. The transcript has 4 exons. The record is from RefSeq and is a predicted model, not a curated record. NCBI's taxonomy places the organism in Eukaryota, Evosea, Eumycetozoa, Dictyosteliales, Dictyosteliaceae.